This is a messenger RNA of Panicum virgatum (switchgrass), 1848 nucleotides long. RefSeq lists its product as uncharacterized. The record is from RefSeq and is a predicted model, not a curated record. NCBI's taxonomy places the organism in Eukaryota, Viridiplantae, Streptophyta, Magnoliopsida, Poales, Poaceae. The transcript has 2 exons. The coding region runs from base 448 to 1302 and encodes 284 amino acids.
GCAGGCACAAUAAAACCUCCUGCACCGCCGGUUCGGCUUCUCAAAGCAUCUUUAUUAAACCCCUUGUUUUGUGGCGUCAAAACUCGAAAGCACCAUCUCUAUCUAGUCCAAGUGCGCGUUUAUACUACACCAGCAGUAGGCAGACUCAUCGUCUCCUCAGAUCCACGCACCACGCAGCAGCACAACUUGCCACACGACAAUGGCAGCAGCCCCCUCCUGCAGCUCCGACGAGGUUGUGGACCUCGGCAAGGCUGACGACCUCGACGAGGCCACCUCCAGGUUAUUCUUCAGCGACGGCGAUGUCGUUGGUGCCGACUUAUCUUGGCCAGCGGCAGCGGAGAUCUCCUCCACGCUGACCAGCCAGAGCUCGCUCCAAGCCCUGUGCGACAAGCACAAGGUGCCAAGGGAUUACAAGCCGGUCUGCGCCGGCCAUUUGGGGCGGCCAGCAUGCCAGACGCCGCCGCGGGGCUCGAACGCCCUGUGCGUCUACUCCGCCGCGCUCGAGACGGGCCUGCGCCUACUCCCCAUGCAUCGGGGUGGAAGUGCCCAGUGAAGUGGGGCAAGCCGACCAGGGAGGACGCCCGCAAUGUGGAGCUCACAAAUUUGGCAAUCAAGAAGCUGAAGCAGAUAGCAGGCGUUGAUUUCAAGAGCUUCUUAGCCAUCCACGCGCACGAGCUGCCCGUGGGGGCGGCCCAGGUCACGCUGAUGCAAACAAUGGCGAAAGCAGAAGCCGGAGCCGAUGCAGCUGCUGCCGAGAGUGCUACAAGGAAGCGCAAGUCGCCGGCGGUGGCGUCCAGCGAUGGGGACUGCAGCAGCAUGAUGACCACUCUACCACAGCAGCGGAGCUUCAUUGUGUCAACGCCAGCGCCUCCGCGGGGCUCGGGCCUCGAUGAUACAGGAGCUGCUGCUAGCAUCGGCGACAACAGCGGACUCACCCCGCCGCCGCCGCCGCCACCGUCGCCGCCGCAGCACAUAAUGUUUGCUAACGAGGCGGUGCAGUUGUGGGAUACCAUUGCCGAGAGGGAUCAGCUGAAGGAAGCCAAUGCCAACGCCUCCAAUCAGACCGUGAAGCUAAACGAGGAGCUGCGCCUGGCCAGAGCCUGGAUCGCCCACUACCAGAAGCAGCUGCAGUCUGCCGAGGCAAAGCACGCCGCCGACCGCGCCGAUCUCAUCAGCCGCAUCCAUGGCGCCAGUCAUCACAACAACAAACUCAAUGAGAAACACGCCAAGCUCAAGAUGGAGUACAUGGCCGAGCGCACGAAGCUCAUCGGUCACCUCUGCGCGGCCAGUGGUGAAGUCUAGCGGCUCAAGUCUGAGCACGCCGCCGGGAUCGCCCAGCUUAAGGAGGAACACGCGGCCGAGAACGCUGAACUGAAACAGGAACUAGAAGCCGACAACGCCCAGCUCAGAGAGGAACACGCGGCCGAGGUAGCCCAGCACAAGGAGAACUACGCCAUGGGUGUGAGGGACAUGAGGCAACUCGCGCUCCAAAUGUACCCAAACGCCAUCGAUCCCUUGGAGCUGACGGCCGAGCUGCUACUGGAAUUCAACGACGAGCUGGGAUGUUCUCCUGUGAGAGCGGAGGAUUAGUGACUCAUGCGUGGAGCAUUGCGAAUUUGCAAUUUGAGGAUGUUCAUCAAGAGUUCAAGUGGUCUUGUCCCCUUUUUGGUGCUAGGACGAACAAGUAUGAAUUGAUGUGCCUCCUUUCGGUUACUAUUAUUUGUCAAUUGUGAACUUGGUAGUUUUAGCGCUUGGUUAUGAAUGCCAUGUACUCCCGUAUGGCUGUAUGAUAUGGUUGGUGAUAUAUCAAAUCUGCUAUUUUAAUCUAUGUUGCAUGCAUUAUGUCUA